AUGCCUUAUACUUGGAAGUUUUUGGGGAUCAGCAAGCAACUUUCACUGGAAAAUGGUAUGGCACAAUUGAACCAAUUGCUAAACCUAGAAGUGGAUUUAGACGUUCAAACAAUUCAAGUCCCCAGCGACCCUGAUGGUGCUUCCACCACGGACGAGUAUAUUCGUUACGAAAUGAGGUUGGACACCUCUAAUUUGGAUGAGGACACUUACUCUAAGUUCAUUUUCUUGGGGAGCUCAAAAAUGGAAGUACCGAUGUUUCUGUGCUAUUGCGGGACAGACAACCGUAAUGAAGUGGUAUUACAGUGGCUGAAGGCGGAGUACGGCAUCAUAAUGUGGCCAAUCAGUUUUGAUCAGGCAACCAUGAUAAGGUUAGCAGACGCUAGCAUAGUGCACGUGACGAAGGAGAACCUCGAACAAAUUACCUGGUUUAGCUCAAAAUUAUAUUUCGAGCCAGCAACACAAGACAAAAACUUGCGGCAAUUCAACAUAGAAAUACCUAGAGAGAGCUGUCAGGGCUUGGCUCUUGGCCAUGGCAACACUAUGCACCCGUAUAACGAUGCAAUUGUUCCCUACAUUUAUAGUGAGACGGGGAUGGCUGUGGGAAGACUACCCUUGACUUCCAUCAUAUUGGCGGGCCACACGAAAAUAAUGAGAGAAUUCAUUGUCACUUCAACACGAACUCUUAGAAAUAGAGUUCUGGCAGUUGUACUUCAGUCGAUCCAAUUUGCCAGCGAAUAA
Molecule: messenger RNA, 738 nt
Organism: Saccharomyces paradoxus
Lineage: Eukaryota; Fungi; Ascomycota; Saccharomycetes; Saccharomycetales; Saccharomycetaceae
Gene: IML3
Product: Iml3p
Exons: 1
Coding region: 1-738 (245 amino acids)
Source: RefSeq, a predicted model, not a curated record